Molecule: messenger RNA, 2773 nt
Organism: Nothobranchius furzeri (turquoise killifish)
Lineage: Eukaryota; Metazoa; Chordata; Actinopteri; Cyprinodontiformes; Nothobranchiidae
Gene: noxo1a
Product: NADPH oxidase organizer 1a
Biological process (GO): superoxide anion generation
Cellular component (GO): cytoplasm
Molecular function (GO): superoxide-generating NADPH oxidase activator activity; protein binding; phosphatidylinositol binding
Source: RefSeq, a predicted model, not a curated record
GUUGGAGAUGAAGCCAACAGCAGCAGGGUCAUCUACAAGUUUGACAAUCUAGCGGGACAAUCACUUGAGAGCAGUGUAAACAGAAAGGACUCAGAACACAUCCCUGUGGGGCGCCUGUGGCGUUAAACGUAAGGCUGAAGUUUAGAAAGGACAGAGUGACACCUGACACUGCAUCAAACUUCCUAUCAUUAUCUACACUUUUCCUUUAGUGCUAUGCACCAGAACCAGGCUUCAUCUGCAAUCUUAAUUUUUUUUUAAGACUCAACUAAAAGCUGGCGUGUUAGCUGCCCACUGGGAUUAAUGAUCUACUUAAUGAAAGAUUAAGGGAUACCUUCUGUCUGGUGGACGUGCCUCAGCUACACUUGGGGGGAAAAAAAGGGGAAUUUUUAAAAGGAAAGAGUCAGUAGUUUGUCUAAUGACUUCCUUAUCGGGCUUUAACAAUAAAACUGACAGUAGGGGAUUUUAGUCUUCCUCACUAAGCUUCACUCUCUGGCUGCGACGAGUGGAAAAUAUACAGAUUUCUUCAACCCGAAUGACAAGAGACUCCUUUUUCAAACAUUUGGUUGGUUGAGAAGAUAAUUGUGUCUCUUCCUUCCUUUACUGAGUUUUACUCCUUUGUCUAAAUCAUUGAUUUUGUUGCUUUUUACUGACAUGUUUUAAAGCUCAAUGCAAGUAUUUACCCUCACGGAGUAAGAACUGUGAUGAUAAACAGUCAUAGUGUGUUUAAAACACAUGGUUUUUUUUACAUUGCAGAACUAAAAAAGAAAGAAAAAGCACAUAAAGUGGAAACAUGCAAACAUAGUCAUUGGAAUAGCGACGCCUCUGCCUGUUUGUGUUUGGAUCAUCACAGAAAGUCUUGUUCACUGGGAGAUGGCAGAUUUCUUAUCGGUGACUCGCUGUCUGAGUCCGACAGCCACGCCCGUCCUCUCUGGAGGAAAUAUAAAUGCACCUGCAGAUCGUCUCCGUCACAGUCAGCACAUCUGGUCCUGUCGUCAUGGAGACCAAGCGUUAUCCCCUCAGUGUGUGUUUGGCUGGAGUGCUUCACAAGGGAACGAGUAAAAUGUACAUUACAUCUGUGCUGUGGUCAGACCAGACUGAGGUCGUGGUUUAUAGAAGUUUCUUGGAUUUCAAAAAUAUGCACAAGCUGUUGAAGAAAGUAUUUCCCUCUGCAAGUAAACUGAACAAAUCGGACAGAAUCCUCCCCAGAUUUAGAGGUAUCAAACUGAAGCAGAAGAAGGGAUCAAACAAAUAUCUGGUGCGCCUGACGUAUUUGCAGAAAUAUUGCAAUGAGCUCCUGAGCUGUGGUCCGCGGGUCUCUCAGUCUGCAGAACUUGUGCGGUUCUUCCAGGCCAAAGAGCUGGAGCUGCAGCCAGAGUUCACCAAGAACAGCAUCAUGAUCAUGCCCUCUGAUGACGAGAUCAGGAGCAAUGGAGGACACAUCACCAGCGGGAACGUGACCCAGCCUUUUAUCACAGAGACGUACAGAUGUGUAGCUCCGUACGAGACCAAAGACACCAAGAACAAACCUUUGAAGGUGGCCGCUGAUGAUAAGUUAGACGUGCUCAUCAAAGACAAAGGAGGGUGGUGGCUUGUAGAAACAGAAGACAAGCGGAUGGCCUGGUUCCCUGCUCCCUACUUGGAAAAGGUAGAGGAUGUUGAUGAAGACGAGAUGGAUGAGAUACCAAACAGAGGGGAGCUCUACAUAACUGUCAAGGGCUACAAGUCCACCAAGGUGGAUGAGGUAUCUGUGAACAUCGGAGCGGUGGUCGAGGUUCUGCAGAAGUCUGAGAACGGCUGGUGGCUCGUCAGAUACAACAGGAAAACUGGUUACAUCCCGACCAUGUACCUGAAGCCCUACAGGUACCCUCACAUCCGCAUGACCCCCCCGCAACAUAGUCCAAACAGCCCAACCUCCCUCCUCAUCCCAGCCUCCAACUUGACACAUAGUUGUUCCCAUGGUAACCUGCAGCGGCUUCCUCCUGUCUCGUCCUCCUCGUUCAGCUCAGACCAAUCAGACAGCGUCCGCAGGUCCCGGUCUCUGAACAGGUUGUCAGAUCAACCGGAUCCACAACCUGCACGGCGUCCCACCCCCACUGUAAUCCCCCCCAAACCCACCCCCGCUGUGCGAGUCCUUCCUCCCACCAUCACAGUGCAGGUGGACGAUGAAGGGGAGGAUCAGGGCAGCAGGAUGCAGACAGGAGGCUCCAACGGCAGCUUUGAAGAUGACAGCUUCAGUGAUGAUGAGUCUGGCUCUUUCUAUGGCAGCUCUUCCUCCUUCAACCUCAGCUACAGCUACAACGAUGAUCGGCUGAGACUCAGCCGCACGCCUCCCCCCACAGCUAACACCCUCCUCACCCCAACAGGCCCCUCAGAGGGGAAGCUGCUCCCCAGUGUGUCUGAACCCAACCUCUUCAAUAGGCCCACAUCACCUAAAGUCCCCCCAAGACCCAGAGCCCAGGAGAUCCUGACCCGCUGCACCACUCUCACACGCAAGAACUUAGCCAAAACCAGCUAGUCUCGCAGACCGACAGAGGUCACCAGUUGAUGAAACGAGUCACUUCCUUUUGUAGCACAGGAUCCUUUCUUGGAACAUUUAAAGUGUGAAACUUUGAUUUUAUCAUGUAAUUAGAAUAACUGGUGAAAAUGUCACAUCAGUGACGCUGCAUCAAGUGUUCUUGUGAGGAAAAUUGGUUCUUCUAAAGUCUAGAAUCCAAAAUCUGUACAUGUGAUGUUGUGCUGAGAACAAUUUAAAAAUAAACAUAGUUUGGGAACG